CAAGGCUCAUCUUUAAGCCCUUAAAACACAUUACCUCGUGGUAUUAUCACCCUCAUUCAACAGAUGAAGAAAGCUAGUUUCAAGGAAGUUAACUGAGGAUCAGAGAUGUUAAAUGAUUUGCCUGAAGUUAGAGAACUAAUAAGUGACAAACCGAGUCCUGCUGCGUUUUACUAACAAGCCAUUCAGCUGCCCAGGAAGAUGUCGAAAAUUGUAGUAAAGGAAAGGGGGCAGCCAGAGCCAGAGCUGGGGCGUACCCCGCCUGGCUCGCUUCCAGUCGUGAUGCCUACAGCCGUGCCCUCUAGGUUUCAGACCUUCCAUUGGUCGUCCGUCACAGUGCGCCAUGCUCACACGAGGGCCAGGAGCCAAUCAGCGCGGCUCGUCUCCGCCCAGCCAGGCCACGCCAGGAUGGCGUUAUCUGUCCCUCCCGCGGCACGCUGGGAGUUGUAGUCUAAUUAUAUAUUUCUGCCAAUAGUGUGGGGACAGAGAGAACUACUCGACCCAUAAAGCCGAGCGCGGAGUGGAGUCUGCUUUUAGGAGUACCCGCCAACUAGCGGGACCGAGCAGGAACCAGCAUCCAGGAACAGGGCGUGCUUGGUUUCCCCCUCCCUAUGCCACUCCCACGAUGCCCUUGUCCCGCUGGUUGAGAUCUGUGGGGGUCUUCCUGCUGCCAGCCCCCUACUGGGCACCCCGGGAGAGGUUGCUGGGUUCCCUACGGCGGCCCUCCCUGGUGCUCGGGUACCCAGUCCUGGCCUGGCACAGUGCCCGCUGCUGGUGCCAAGCGUGGACAGAGGAGCCUCGAGCCCUUUGCUCCUCCCUCAGAAUGAAUGGAGACCAGAAAUCAGAUGUUUAUGUCCAAGAAAAGCAGCAUUUCGUUCAGCACUUCUCCCAGAUCGUUAGGGUGCUGACUGAGGAUGAGAUGGGGCACCCAGAGACAGGAGAUGCUACUGCCCGGCUCAAGGAGGUCCUGGAGUACAACGUCAUUGGAGGCAAGUAUCACCGGGGUUUGACGGUGCUGGUAGCAUUCCGGGAGCUGGUGGAGCCAAGGAAACAGGAUGCUGAUAGUCUCCAGCGGGCCCUGACUGUGGGCUGGUGUGUGGAACUGCAACAGUUGGCUGAAGCUGAGUGGAUGCAACUUCCCCAAGACCCAGGGCAUGUGCUCUCCUGUGUGCUUUCUCUGAUUUGCUCCCACCCCCACAUCCGCUUGUCUUCUAUGCCAGCUCAUCUUGCUCUUGAAGUUGUAUAAUUUGCUUGCAUGGCCUAAAGCUUUCAUUAGUGACAGGGGGACUGGGUUCUGGGAGGGGUGCCAUACCUGAGGAGGGUGGCAGUGAGCACGAAAGGGAAGAGCAUUCAGAACUUUGUGA
Molecule: messenger RNA, 1361 nt
Organism: Cebus imitator (Panamanian white-faced capuchin)
Lineage: Eukaryota; Metazoa; Chordata; Mammalia; Primates; Cebidae
Product: farnesyl pyrophosphate synthase-like
Exons: 4
Coding region: 623-1243 (206 amino acids)
Biological process (GO): trans, trans-farnesyl diphosphate biosynthetic process
Cellular component (GO): cytoplasm
Molecular function (GO): dimethylallyltranstransferase activity; (2E,6E)-farnesyl diphosphate synthase activity
Source: RefSeq, a predicted model, not a curated record